This is a messenger RNA of Otolemur garnettii (small-eared galago), 3247 nucleotides long. It is a transcript of the gene LSS, whose product is annotated as lanosterol synthase. Gene Ontology annotation, molecular function: lanosterol synthase activity. The transcript is spliced from 22 exons. The record is from RefSeq and is a predicted model, not a curated record. Gene Ontology annotation, cellular component: lipid droplet. Gene Ontology annotation, biological process: cholesterol biosynthetic process; triterpenoid biosynthetic process. The coding region runs from base 59 to 2260 and encodes 733 amino acids. Lineage: Eukaryota; Metazoa; Chordata; Mammalia; Primates; Galagidae.
GGGGCGGGGGCUGGUGGUCCUUUGGGCCUGCUCCCCGCGCAGAGCCAGCGUAGCUGUCAUGACGGAGGGCACGUGUCUGCGCCGCAGAGGGGGACCGUAUAAGACGGAGCCCGCCACCGACCUGAGGCGCUGGCGACUCAGCAAUGAGAGAGGAAGGCAGGUGUGGACUUACUUUAAGGAAGAGGAGAACCCCGGCCGGGAUCAGACCGGCCUGGAAGCCCACUCCCUGGGCCUGGACACGAAAAAUUACUUUAAGGACUUGCCCAAAGCCCACACGUCUCAUGAGGGAGCUCUGAACGGGAUGACGUUUUAUGUGGGGCUGCAGGCUGAGGACGGCCACUGGGCUGGUGACUAUGGUGGCCCGCUUUUCCUCCUGCCAGGCCUCCUGAUCACAUGUCAUGUGGCGCGGAUCCCUCUGCCUGCUGGAUACAGAGAAGAGAUUGUGCGGUACCUGCGGUCGGUGCAGCUCCCUGAUGGUGGCUGGGGCCUGCACAUUGAGGACAAAUCUACUGUGUUUGGGACUGCACUCAACUACGUGUGUCUCAGGAUUCUAGGCAUUGGGCCCGAUGAUCCUGACUUGGUCCGAGCCCGGAAUAUUCUUCACAAGAAAGGUGGUGCCGUGGCUGUUCCCUCCUGGGGGAAGUUCUGGCUGGCCGUGCUGAAUGUCUACAGCUGGGAAGGCCUCAAUACACUGUUCCCCGAGAUGUGGCUGUUUCCAGACUGGGCACCUGCACACCCCUCCACACUCUGGUGCCACUGCCGCCAGGUAUACCUGCCCAUGAGCUACUGCUAUGCCCGGCGGCUCCAGGCCCUGGAGGACCCACUGGUUCAGAGUCUCCGCCAGGAGCUGUAUGUGGAGGACUUCACCAGCAUUGACUGGCCAGCACAAAGGAAUAAUGUGUCACCUGACGAGCUGUACACGCCUCACAGCUGGCUGCUCCGUGCGCUGUAUGUGCUCCUCAAUCUGUAUGAGCAACACCAUAGCACCCGCCUACGGCAGUGGGCCACCCGGAAGCUGUACGAGCACAUCAUGGCUGAUGACCGCUUCACCAAGAGCAUCAGCAUUGGCCCGAUUUCAAAAACCAUCAACAUGCUGGUGCGCUGGUAUGUGGAUGGGCCAGCCUCUGCUGCGUUCCAGGAACACGUCUCCAGAAUCCCCGAUUACCUCUGGCUGGGUCUCGAUGGCAUGAAGAUGCAGGGCACUAAUGGCUCGCAGAUCUGGGAUACUUCAUUCGCCAUCCAGGCUCUGCUGGAGGCAGGUGGGCACCACAGGCCUGAGUUUUUGUCCUGCCUGCAGAAGGCACAUGAGUUUCUGCGGCUCUCACAGGUCCCAGACAGCCCUCCUGACUACCAGAAGUACUACCGCCAGAUGAACAAGGGUGGCUUUUCCUUCAGCACACUGGACUGUGGCUGGAUUGUCGCAGAUUGCACGGCAGAGGCCCUGAAGUCUGUGCUGCUACUGCAGGAGAAGUGUCCCUCUAUCACCAAGCACAUCCCCCGAGAGCGACUCUGCGAUGCUGUGGCUGUGCUGCUGAGCAUGAGGAACCCUGAUGGAGGCUUUGCCACCUAUGAGACCAAGCGUGGGGGGCGCUUGCUGGAGCUGCUAAACCCCUCAGAGGUCUUUGGGGACAUCAUGAUUGACUACACAUAUGUGGAGUGUACCUCGGCUGUGAUGCAAGCACUGGGGCACUUCCAUAAGCGUUUCCCUGACCACAGGGCUGCAGAGAUCAGGGAGACCCUGGAGCGUGGCCUGGAGUUCUGCCAGCAGACCCAGCGGGUGGACGGCUCCUGGGAGGGCUCCUGGGGCGUGUGCUUUACCUAUGGCACUUGGUUCGGCCUGGAGGCCUUUGCCUGCAUGGGACAGACAUACCAGGAUGGGACAGCCUGUGUGGAGGUCUCCCGGGCCUGUGACUUCCUGUUGUCGCGGCAGAUGGAGGAUGGUGGCUGGGGGGAGGACUUCGAGUCCUGUGAGCAGCGGCGCUAUGUGCAGAGUGCCCAGUCGCAGAUCCACAACACCUGCUGGGCGCUGCUGGGGCUGAUGGCUGCCAGGCACCCCGACAUCAUGGCCCAGGAGAGGGGCAUCAGGUGUCUGCUGGAGAAGCAGCUCCCCAAUGGUGACUGGCCUCAGGAAAACAUCUCCGGGGUCUUUAACAAGUCUUGUGCCAUUUCCUACACGAACUACAAGAACAUCUUCCCCAUCUGGACGCUUGGCCGCUUCUCCCACAUGUACCCCAAGAGUGCCCUGUCUGGCCACUCCUGAGGCAUCUGCAUGGGCAGUGGGGCUGCUGGGUAGUGGCAUCACCAAGUUCCUGGUGAGGCCAAGCUGUCCUGGCUGGGUGGGGCUCCUGUGCACCUCUCUCCCAGGCUCCAGCCCCACCCUCCAGGUGGCAGGGUUAAGGUUAGGGUUGGGGGCAGGCGGCUUCAGACACCAGGUUCAUUGAAGCUUCAGUUCUGAGAACAGCCUGUCAGGCUGGGCAGGGGAAGCACCAAGAUGAAGCCUAGCCUGGGGACACACCAUGUCUGGCACAGUCUUCCUAGGGAACAAGGGCAGGAGGGCCCCCAUUCCCCACAGCUGAGCUAUUAGUAGAGGAGCCAAUGUCGUUCCUGCCUGGGCUGGCUGCUGCUCCUGUUUGUGGGGCUGAGGGACUGUACAACUGAUGGCAGGCAGCCCUAGCCUCUCUCUCUGGACCACAUCCAACCAGGCAGCCAAGGGCUAUGUCAGGCUAUGCCUGGAAUGCUAUAGUGCUCUCUCUGAGGCUCUGUGCCGUCUCUCAUCCUCUGCCUGCUCUUGUGCCCCACCCCAUGUGCUAUCACUGGCUUCUACCUCAGAGCCUCUCCUGAUACUGUCCCAGGUGGUCUCUUGCUCUCCUGAGCCCUUCAGGGCCUAGUCAUACUGCAUUUGUGGUUUGGGGUCUAGCAGGGGCCUUUGAGUGCCAUUACUUUCCCAUACAUCUUGCUGCUAGGGUUUAUUUGGCUAAAGGAAGGCAUUGGGACCCUUGAGAGCUGCCCAGUUCGUUUGCACCCUCUUCCCAGCCCAUGUGUCCCCCCCAACUGGGCUAGUGACAGGCUGGACAGUGACUACCAGAGUCCACCCCAAGCAGCAGCUCUUGUCCCUGGGAUCCCCAGACACAACCCAAUCACUGACCUGUUUUCCAGAAAGGAAACAUAAAUCUACUUUUAUACUGAAAAUGCUAUUAAAAAUCACUGACAUGACCAGCUGCCUUAAUAAACAAGACGUGAUCCUGGA